Messenger RNA from Penicillium hordei, 783 nucleotides. RefSeq names its product translin family protein. Lineage: Eukaryota; Fungi; Ascomycota; Eurotiomycetes; Eurotiales; Aspergillaceae. Gene Ontology annotation, molecular function: RNA binding; sequence-specific DNA binding; RNA endonuclease activity. The record is from RefSeq and is a predicted model, not a curated record. Bases 1 to 783 code for a protein of 260 amino acids. Gene Ontology annotation, cellular component: cytoplasm; nucleus. The transcript has 2 exons.
AUGGCAGAAGCAGAGUCAGCUCCUUCAAUCCUCUCAAUCUUUGAGAACUUCCGCGACGAGCUGGACGAGCACCAUGAUCGCCGUGAACGUAUCAUCAAGAAAAGUCGCGACAUUACCGCCUUAAGCAAGAAGAUUAUCUUCGCCCUUCAACGAGUCCGCGCAACGAACCAACCCCUCCCACCCAAAAUCGCCCAAGAAAACCAAACCCGCUUCGACCAAAUCCGCGAGCUGUUCGAGGCUGUCGUCCCCGAGCAACUAGGCAUCAAUGGCUGGCGAUACCAGCGCCAAAUCAGCGCCGGAAUCCAAGAAUUCAUCGAGGCCAUCUCCUUCGACCACUACCUACGCACACAAACGCUCAUCACUCACGCCGAGUGCUCCGCCCGCAUCCCACCGCAAAUCCUCGUUUCAGAAGAAGACUACCUAAUGGGCCUAUACGAUCUCACAGGAGAGAUGAUGCGCUUUGCGGUUUUGUCACUGAGUUCUGGAAACGCAACUGCUAUCCAGACGACCGAGAACACAGCAAGCGAAAGCGAGAAAUCGACGGUCGCUUCAUCAGAGGGUGGCAUUGUGGUUGAUCUACGUGCUAUGCGCGCAGGGUUUGAGGCGCUCAGUGUGCCACCCCGGCAUUACAUGUUCCGGGAUAUGGCGAAGAAGCUGGAUGUGAUGCAGAAUAGUGUGGAGAAGGUUGAGCGGGCGGCGUAUGGGAUUGUCGUUCGUGGGAGUGAGAGGCCGAGUGGAUGGACACCUGAUCUGUCGGCCGCGGUGGAGGUGUCAUCCUACUAA